Triticum urartu is the source of this 1895-nucleotide messenger RNA. Lineage: Eukaryota; Viridiplantae; Streptophyta; Magnoliopsida; Poales; Poaceae. The record is from RefSeq and is a predicted model, not a curated record.
UUAUAGUGUUUUACUUACGCUAAUAAGCGCGCAUGCACCUGACUGCGCUACAUCCUUACUUGGUGUACAAUUCCAUACUUUGGUCUAAUUAAUCAAAUGUGCAAGAUGUGGGGUUUAUGUAGAUUACAAAACUUGGUAACACAGUGGAAUGAGUCUAUAUCUAAUUUGGUAUUUCAGUAUAUAAUAAGUGUCCAUGGAUAGCUGACAAGAUUCGAUAUAUAUACAAUGAGGUUACCCUAUGAAAGACUAUUGAGACGAUAUUGAUAUUUUUAUUUAGCUUGCCGAUUAUAAUUUAGUGUCGUCUAGAUAGUAGUUGUUGUUCUCACCUUGAUUAACUUGAAAGAAAUAUCUAUUUGCAGAGCUUACUAAAAAGGUCUUGGAAUGGAACAGUGAUCUCAUUACACAAACAGAUGAAAGCGGGAGUACACCUCUCCAUUUUGCUGCAGCUCUGUUAGGGCAAAGUCUCCAAGGAAGUGUAUGCUGCCAAGUAUUGGAAGCUAACUCAGCUGCAUUGUAUCAAUCAGACCACAAUGGAUUAUUUCCAAUACAUGUUGCUGCCUCUGUUGGUGAAAGAGGGACAAUCAUCAUGUUUCUUAACAAGUCCCCAACCAGCGCCGGUUUGCGCGACAGCAUGGGAAGGACAUUCCUUCAUGUAGCUGCUGAGAAAAAGAAAGUCAGGAUAGUCAGUUUUGUUUGCAGAAAUCGAUCGCUCUCAUCGAUUCUGAAUAUGCAGGAUAAUGAUGGAAACACUGCACUACACCUAGCUAUCCAGACAGGGAGUCUUCCAAUGUUUUGUGCUUUGUUAGGUAAUCGGCAAAUACGUUUAAACUUACCAAAUAAGAAACGGCAAACUGCUCUAGAUAUGUCACAGUAUAAGAUCCCCUCAGGAUUUUUUGAUGAUCAGAACAGUGAAGCCAGGAUACACUUUGCACUUAAAGUCGUUAGUGCUAGGAGUGGUGGCUGUCGCCGGGAUCACUUUGAAGAAAACUACAAUGACCAGCUAAAACAUUAUGAAAAAGAAGAAUUAGCAAAGGUGAAAGAUUCAACACAAACAUUGUGUAUUGCUGUAGUGCUAAUUGCAACUAUGACGUUUGGUGCUACUUUUGCCCUUCCUGGAGGUUACAGAGCCGAUGAGCAUACCAAUGGAGGCACGCCUACACUUUCUGGGAGUUAUGCUUUUGAUGCAUUCAUAAUAGCGAGCACACUCUCUUUCAUCUUGUCUGCGAUGGCUAUAGUAGGUCUCAUAUAUUCUGGAUACUACUCACACAGUCGCAAAAUUUUCUUACUCGUAGCCUUGUAUUUUGGAGCAACAUCAGUCACAUGUUUCACAGCAGCUUUUGCACUAGGCUUAUACAUGGUGCUAGCGCCAGUUGCUCAUAAGUCUGCUGUCACUAUCUGUGUCAUUAUCCCCUUUGUUGUUCUAUGCAACAAAAUUGAAUUUUUGGUAAAGUGGGUUCUUCUGGCACGAUCAUUAUGUACUCGAAUUGGGCUAAUUCGCACAUUGGUAAUAUUAGCAACAAAAAUCCUUUGCAACCUGCUGAUGGAAUUUUGGCCCAUCAUAUUCAUAUUUGUUUGGGCCACAUAUAUAAGGAACUAGGCUUAUAAAUGGAACUGCUGAUACAAACUAUUAGCACCCAUGACUACUUGAAGAUGCAUCAAAUGGAGAAUUUUUCGGUCAAGGUGUUUUCGCCUGACCGUUGGGUAUUUAGGAUUUACUGUGCUUUUCUUAUAAGAAUAUUUAAUUAUUUUUAAGUGUUGUGUCCUGAUGUACCUUUAUGUUCAAGAGUUUGUGCUCAUCAUCAUGUAAACACUGAUUUCCAGUGCUAUAUACAACUUCUUUGAAAUGUGCAAUUGGUUUUGAUUUUCUGUGUAUAUCUCGUAUUUUUGUAUGUAAA